Plasmodium cynomolgi strain B is the source of this 429-nucleotide messenger RNA. RefSeq names its product CYIR protein. The record is from RefSeq and is a predicted model, not a curated record. The annotation marks the transcript as partial. The transcript has a single exon. Lineage: Eukaryota; Apicomplexa; Aconoidasida; Haemosporida; Plasmodiidae.
AAAGAAAUCUAAGUGUCAAUAUGAUACAAGGAAAGGUUUAAAAGGACUAGAUUGUUAUUUUGAAAAAAAGAUAUUUGAUAUGAUUCAUAGAAUGCGUGAAGAGCAAGUAGGGCCUAGUAGUUAUAACAUAAAAUUAAAAGACAGUAUAGUUAUGAAAUGGAGUAUACGAACUAUUGUAAUGUGUUUAACUCUAUCGACUGGACUAAUAUUACCAAUUUAUCUUAAAUUCCAAAAAUCAACAUCAGGGGGGGGUCCUACGAGUUCAAUAUUUAGUAGUACAUUGGGAAUGCCAGAAUACGUGUAUACCAUAUAUUGUAUUUUUUUUAUAGUAUUAACAAGUAUAAUUUUAUUAUCGAUCAUUUACACCAUGACAAAAGUUGUAAAAUAUCACAGAUUAGAAGAUGGAAGGGAUAAAUCAAAUUUUAAGUA